Molecule: messenger RNA, 2221 nt
Organism: Amphiprion ocellaris (clown anemonefish)
Lineage: Eukaryota; Metazoa; Chordata; Actinopteri; Pomacentridae
Product: interferon alpha-inducible protein 27-like protein 2A
Exons: 9
Coding region: 140-616 (158 amino acids)
Biological process (GO): apoptotic signaling pathway
Cellular component (GO): mitochondrion; membrane
Source: RefSeq, a predicted model, not a curated record
CAGAAAGAUUGACUUUCGUUUUCGUUGUUGGGUGAUCAGCCUCGGUUGUGACGCCGCUUAUAAAUACAGGAAGUGAUUCGGGCUGUUGUUUCAUUACCAGGAGAAGCUCAGCUGACUGUUACUCUGAUCAGAAAACAAUAUGGGUUUUGUGACUCUUGCUGGCGUCAUAGUAGGGGCAGUGGGAGCAGUGGCCCUGGCUCCUGUUGCCCUGGGAGCCAUAGGUUUCACCUCAGCUGGAAUAGCAGCAGGUUCCUACGCUGCAGGCAUGAUGUCCACUGCUGCUCUUGCUAAUGGAGGAGGAGUGGCAGCAGGGAGUCUGGUGGCUGUUUUGCAGUCAGCAGUAACAGCUGUAGCUAUUGCAGCAGGCGCUGGUGGAGCAGUGGUCUCUGCUCCGUUUGUUCUGGGAGCCAUAGGUUUCACCUCAGCUGGAAUAGCAGCAGGUUCCUACGCUGCAGGCAUGAUGUCCACUGCUGCUAUUGCUAAUGGAGGAGGAGUUGCAGCAGGGAGUCUGGUGGCUAUUUUGCAGUCAGCAGGAAUGGCUGGUCUGUCUGGGACUGCUACUGCAGCCGUGGCCAGUGCUGGAGGAACGGUGGGAUUUUUGGCUACUCUCAUCUGAGAUGAAGCUGGAAAUCAUGAAGGAAUAAUACAUACGAGACAAUGUAUUUGCUUUUGUAAAUUAGAAACAAAUGCCAACAAUAUCAGUGAAGUCGAACUUUAUCUGUCAGUAAAGUAAAACUUGACUGAAAUCUGUGGGCAAAAAAAUGUUUGUGUUUUUGCAAAGCACAUUUAUAUUGUCAAAUUGUCCAAAAUAAAGAAUAACAAUGAAGGAAUAAUGAGCAUUUGAGAAGUCUUUGCUGGCUGUUAUUAUUAUCUAUAUAUUGUAUAUACAGCAUGGCUCUGUCUUUAUAUCCACAAGCAAAAAACUAAUAAUAAGAGGAGCAAACUUUAACAUAUCAUUUUUAUACACUACCUGGUUUUCAUUUAAUUAUUUUAUACAUUGUGGAUUAAUAUUGAAGAUAUGCAAACUAUAAAAGAAUACAUAUUAAAUUAUGUUGUAAACAAAAAAGUGUUAAUCUUCAGUAUUGAUCAACAAUGUAGACAAUAAUACAAAUAAAUAAAAAGCAUUGAAUGAGAAGCUGUGUCCAAACUUUUGACUGGUAGUGUACAAAAAUAAUAUUUGAUGAUUUCUUUUUCUUCAGAUUAUCCUGUUUUGUUUUUUUAAACAUAUUUCAAUUGAAGAAAAAGAUGAAUAGUACAGGAGCGAGAUUCAAGUAAAUAAAUAUCUUGAAUCAUUUUUCUCGUAUUAACAAUCAGAAACCAAACGACCCUCCAUCCCAUACGACCCACAUGCUGCUGGACAAGAAGAAAGAGAAACAAGUAAAUUCUCUAACUGAAUAAUAAUAAAAAAAAUACAAGAAACAGUGUGAGGGGGCCACAUUAUCUCUCAAGCGUGUUUAAUAGUACUGUCAGGGCCAUAUGGUCCUAUGGAUGAGUGCUACGUCUGUCAAAAUGCAAAAUCGGGGGUCCCAAAGAUUUUCCUGUUUAAAUGAUAUCCUGCAGUCACAGUUUCUGUUCCUGCUGGUAGAGCAUGGCACACUUUCCUUUCUCUCUGCUGCCCUCUUUUGCUCAGAGUUUCGUUUCUCAAGAAACGAAACCUGACAGGGUUAUAAAUACAACCCAGUACCAGGCUCUUCAGAAGAGGAAAGACAUGGAUCCUGUGACAGCUGUGGGUGCUGCAGUAGGAGCAGUGGGUGCAGUGGCCGCUGCCCCUUUUGUUCUGGGAGCCAUAGGUUUCACCUCAGCCGGAGUAGCAGCAGGUUCCUACGCUGCAGGCAUGAUGUCUUCUGCUGCAGUUGCUAACGGAGGAGGAGUGGCAGCAGGAAGUGUGGUGGCUGUUUUGCAGUCAGUAGGUGCAGCUGGUCUCUCAGCGACUGCCAGUGCAGCUGUGGCUGGUGUUGGAGCAACAGUGGGAUGGCUGGCAAGCUUCAUCAGUUAAAAAAAAAACAAAACACCAAAUCAGUUUAUUUUUGGCAAAAUUGCAAAUCUUGUUACCUUAAUAAAGCAAAACUUUUGUUUUUGAGACUGUUGAAAUGUUUGGAUGUGUAACUGACUGACUCAAACUUGUGUUGAUGUUUUGCUGUUUCUACAAAGACUGUUACAAUGUUCCAGAAAUUGAGAAAAUUUAAACCGUGUUCCAAUAAAUUGGUUGUGAAAAUGUUUA